UCGUCAGAGAGGCAAAAAUGAUCACAAGCAUUUGAACAAAUGACAAAGGAAAAAUUACUGUUAUUUGAUUCUGCCUUUUGCUACUUUUAACUCCAAGUUUUUUUGCUUGUUUGCGCAUUCCUUGUGACUCACGAAGAGAGCUGUUCAAGAUCAACCUGUGGACAGCAUUGCACUAGCAAUUCAGUUUUCAUCCUGAAUAGAACACUCAUCAAUCAGAUUAAAUGGGUGAACCAAAAAUUGUACUUUUUCCCUUUUCCAUUGUUGUGACACCUUGAAACAGCCAAUGGAUAAUUCAAGGAAAAAAAGUUAUCACAAGAAAAAUAUUUUUCACUCCCAGCUUUAAUAGUGUUUUCCAAGUUUUUCGUUAUUCAUUCUUCGUCAGCAGAUUCGCGACAAGAAAAGUGAUUAAUAAAAUGUUUCAACAUCGUCUAGAUUUUGUUUCAUCGGUUACCACAAGCCAAUGUCCAUGACUUUUGAUAACGUUUUCAUUUCAUUCCCUGGAGAGAUAACAAUUGUCAGCAUCCUGAUUAUAUCCUUGGAUAGGUUCUGAUAAAGUUGAUAAAAAACAACAAAAGUACAAAAAGAAAACAUUGUCAUUGCAACUUGGAUUCCAAAGGGAAAAUUCUGUCAACUGAAUCCAUCUUUGUAACAAACCAAUUUUUUUCUCUUCUUUUUCUGUUUUUUUACUCUUUUUCAAUCUUUUUUUCUUCUUCUACAUUUGUGUCCAACGAAUCCAUUCUUGUGUUUCUACCUCAUCAUCAUCACCAUUGUGCAACCUUGUUUCUUCUCACCUUUUUGGUGUUUCAUCCUUUUCUUGUUUUGCUGUUGUUACUAGUUUUUUUUAUUUAUAUUCAAUUCUGCCAAUGGAAUUUUGUUUACCAUGAAAAAUUCUUCCAGUAUAUUGGACCAUCGAAACUUGGACAACCUAUUGGUCUCUCGCAACCUCAAUGCUUCACAGUUUCCUUCAGGUUCAGUUAACCUUUCAACUGGACCAUUGGAUAGUACAUCAACUUGGUGGCGUUCAACCUUUUUCCCUGAUGAUUAUGUUCCUGAAGAUAUUGAACCCCGUGACAUGAUAACUCGAAUCAUUGGUGUCAUCAUUGGAUGCCUAAUAAUUGUGGGAACACUUUUUGGCAAUAUUCUUGUAAUAAUGGUUGUUCAUAAAUAUCGUCGUAUGAAAUCAAUAACCAACAUUUUACUUGCCAGUCUGGCUUCAGCAGACAUAACCGUUGCCAUUCUUGUGAUGCCAUUUCUGUUGGUUUAUGAUUACCUACGAUUCUGGCCAUUCCGAUCGAUUCCGUGUCAUUUUUGGAUCUCCUGUGAUGUAAUGUGUUGUACAUCUUCAAUCCUUCAUUUAUGUGCCAUUGCACUAGACAGAUAUUGUGCCAUAACUAAUCCUCUUCGUUAUAAGACUUCAGUGAACAGACGAAAUCUUUAUUGUAAUAUAAUGGUUAUCUGGGUGAGCAGCAUAACCAUUUCAUUUGUUCCAAUAUUCAGUGGUUGGUAUCAUGCUGGAAGCAUUGACAACAUCUUAACAUUUGACCAUCUUCCUGACUGUGAACUUAAGGUAAACCGUGUCUAUGCCAUUGUGUCUUCAAGCAUUUCAUUUUAUGUACCACUGAUUGUUAUGUUUUACGUUUACAUGAGAAUAUUAAUAAUUGCUGAGGAACAAUCACGCCAGAUAAAGCAAGUCGAGUAUACAUUAAAGGAAAGUUCAUCCAUGGGUUCAACUUACACUUCGACAAGUGGAAGCCGUGAUUCAGGUGAUUUACUGGAUUCGGGUAAACGAUUGAAAAGGAAAACCAAACAAUUGCUGGUUGAAACGAAAGCCAUUCGAACCCUUGGCAUCAUCAUGGGCGUCUUUUGUGCUUGCUGGCUUCCCUUCUUCAUCUAUUAUCUCAUUGAAGCCUACUGUGACUCUUGUCAAACACCUUAUGAAGUAAAGACGGGAAUCCAAUGGUUGGGUUACCUCAACUCUUCCCUCAAUCCCUUGAUUUACGCUUUUUGUAAUCAAGACUUUAAGAAUGCCUUUCGUCAAAUACUCUUCAAUACUCCAAGUUACCUGAUUACCUCGGAUACUUGCCAUGAUGAAACGAGUAGCUCAACAAAGUCCCAAGUUCAUGGUAGGUUUGAUAAACAGUGUGAGGUUGUUGCGUUAAGGGACGUCUCGAGAUUGUCAAGUGGACCAAGUGGCCAUUGGAUAAGCAGGUCACAAAGUAGAUCAACUUUUAAUGAUAGAUCAUCUACUCGACUGUCGAUUAAAUUUUGAAAACAGCCUUUUUCGCUGUUGACCUUUUUUUUCUCGCUUGCAUUUGUUACUCUUGUUCAUUCAAAUUAUCAGAGCUAUAAGAGUUGAUAUAUCAAUAAUAUUAAAGAUAACUUUCUAAUAAAUUGAAGUGAAAUGUUCAAUGAACAUGAACCAA
Messenger RNA from Tetranychus urticae (two-spotted spider mite), 2423 nucleotides. RefSeq names its product octopamine receptor beta-2R-like. The record is from RefSeq and is a predicted model, not a curated record. Gene Ontology annotation, molecular function: G protein-coupled receptor activity. Gene Ontology annotation, cellular component: plasma membrane. Lineage: Eukaryota; Metazoa; Arthropoda; Arachnida; Trombidiformes; Tetranychidae. Gene Ontology annotation, biological process: positive regulation of MAPK cascade; adenylate cyclase-activating adrenergic receptor signaling pathway.